This is a messenger RNA of Linum tenue, 1452 nucleotides long. Lineage: Eukaryota; Viridiplantae; Streptophyta; Magnoliopsida; Malpighiales; Linaceae. The record is from the annotation of a GenBank genome assembly.
AUGGCAGCAGCUGAAGAAGCCGUAGUACUCUACCCAUCGCCGGCGAUAGGCCACUUGAUAUCCAUGGUGGAGCUUGGCCGCUUAAUCCUAACCCACCGUCCUUCCUUCUCCAUCCACAUCGUCCUACCUCCGGCGCCAUACCAAGCCGACGCCACCGCCCCUUACAUCGCCGCCGUCUCCGCCUCCACUCCCUCCAUCACCUUCCACCGCCUCCCUCCUCCUCCGGCCACCGCAGUUUUCCCCCAAUCACCUCACCACGAGAUCCUCGUGCUCGAAACCCUCCGCCUCAGCCUCCCCCACCUCCGCCGCACACUCGAACAAAUAAUCUCCCAAUCCGCCGCCGUCCACGCCCUAAUCCUCGAUUUCUUCAGCACCGCCGCGCUCUCCGUCGCCGCCGAGCUCGAAAUCCCCGGAUACCACUUCUCCACCUCCGGCGCCGCCUGCCUCGCUUUCUGCUUCCACCUCCCGGCAAUCCACAAAACCCAACCCAAAAGCUUUCGUGAACUCGGCCGCCGUACGGUCCUCGAGGUUCCCGGAGCUCCGAAGCUGCCGGCGUCCGAGGUCCCGAAGAUUCUCCUCGAUCGGGACGACGACGUUUACCGGUACUUCCUCGAUUUCACCGCGCGCGUGCCGGAAUCCGCGGGGCUGAUAGUCAACACGUUCGACGCGCUGGAGGGUGAGGCGGUGAAAGCGAUUUCCGCCGGGCUGUGCCUUCCCGACCGCCCAACUCCGCCGCUGUACUGCAUCGGGCCGCUGAUCGGCGACGGCGGAGCGAGGAAGGAAGGAUCCGGCGCCGAUUGUCUUGCCUGGCUCGAUUCCCAGCCGAAACGGAGCGUCGUUUUCCUCUGCUUCGGCAGUUUGGGGAUUUUUUCUCGGGAGCAACUGGGAGAGAUUGCUAUUGGCUUGGAGAGGAGCGGGCAGCGGUUUCUGUGGGUGGUGCGGGACCCACCUUCGGGGGAUAAGCGAAACGCCGACGUUUCGGUGAAGGAUCCGGACUUGUCGUUGGAGGGCCUGCUUCCCGACGGGUUUCUGGAGCGGACGAAAGAGAGAGGACACGUGGUGAAGUCGUGGGCGCCGCAGGUGGAGGUUCUGGGUCACGAUUCGGUGGGCGGGUUCGUGACCCACUGCGGGUGGAACUCAGUGCUAGAAGCGGUUCGAGCCGGGGUGCCGAUGGUGGCGUGGCCGCUCUACGCGGAGCAGAGGUUCAACCGGGUUCUGCUGGUGGAGGAGAUUCGGAUCGCACUGCCGAUGUUGGAGCGCGACGACGGGAGCGGGUUCGUGGAGGCGGCGGAGGUGGAGCGACGGGUCAAGGAGCUGAUGGAAAUCGAAGGAUCGGGAGAGCUGGUGAGGCGGAGGAUGGACGAAAUGAAGAAAGCAGCGGAGGAUGCACUGAGCGACGGUGGUUCUUCUCGGGUCGGGUUGUCGCGACUCGUUGACUCGUGGAGGAGAUAA